This is a messenger RNA of Funneliformis caledonium, 148 nucleotides long. The record is from the annotation of a GenBank genome assembly. Lineage: Eukaryota; Fungi; Glomeromycota; Glomeromycetes; Glomerales; Glomeraceae.
AAUAUUGUACAAGAUGUGUUUGAUUUCACAGCUACUUCGACACCUGAGAAAAAUCAUAUGACAGAAAUUUCCAUGACGGGAAACCCACUUCCCGUCACUGAAAAUACUGAUGAGAAAAAUUCCGUAGUUAUACUAUCUGUAGCGAAGA